Molecule: messenger RNA, 1793 nt
Organism: Sodiomyces alkalinus F11
Lineage: Eukaryota; Fungi; Ascomycota; Sordariomycetes; Glomerellales; Plectosphaerellaceae
Product: delta-aminolevulinic acid dehydratase
Exons: 2
Coding region: 326-1477 (383 amino acids)
Biological process (GO): heme biosynthetic process
Cellular component (GO): cytosol
Molecular function (GO): zinc ion binding; porphobilinogen synthase activity
Source: RefSeq, a predicted model, not a curated record
CUCGCCGACAAGUGGCGGAAUCCUUGACUCCGAAACGCGAACGUUGCUUUUUAUCGAUUCACAAAUAUCCCCUCCUUGUGGACGUUAUUUUCUCUCUUUUUAACCCUACGGCCUCCAUCAUAAUAUCAAUUGCCCUCUUGUCCUCGAGGGAAUUGCCUCCGGCCGGUUCAGCACCUAGACCAAAGGAGUUGCUCUUCGAGUUACAUUACCAGCCAUCCCACGACGAAGGGAAUCAAUCUUCGUCUGCCCCUCCCAUUCUGUCGCUCAAUUAACACCUGUCUUCCCCAUUAUCGCCCCUACGCACAACCAUUCGUCCACAGUCACAAUGUCUUUCUCCAGCCUUGUGCAAGAUCUCAGCCUUCGCGAUUCCGCUUCCUCGCGCAGACCCCGUGGCAUCGCCUCGGCGUCGACCAUCGACGACCGCGCGUCGCAGGUGUCCCGCGCCAUGUCCUACACCAGCACGGCCGCGACGAGCGUGAGCAUCUCGGGCGAUAUCUCCAGCCAGUUGCAUGGUGGCUACUUCCACCCACUGGCUCGGUCGUGGCAAGCCGAGCGCCAAUUGACAAAGUCUAUGCUGAUUUACCCUCUUUUCAUUUCCGACAAUGACGACGACGAAACCCUCAUCCCCUCCCUCCCUGGCCAGUAUCGCCGGGGCCUGAACAAGCUCUUGCCGUUCCUUCAAACCCUGGUCAGCAAGGGCCUGCGGUCCGUCAUGCUCUUCGGGGUCCCGCUCCAACCUGGCACCAAGGAUGCGCUCGGCACCGCCGCCGACGACCCGGACGGCCCCGUCAUCCGGGCCAUCCGCCUGCUUCAACAACGUUUCCCCCAACUCUUCAUCUGCGCCGACGUCUGCCUCUGCGAGUACACCUCCCACGGCCACUGCGGCAUCCUCCGCGAGGACGGCAGCCUGAACAACGGGCUGUCGAUCGACCGCAUCUCGGACGUGGCCAUCGCCUACGCCCGCGCGGGGGCCCACUGCGUGGCGCCGUCGGACAUGAACGACGGCCGCAUCCGGGCCAUCAAGCUCAAGCUCAUCGAAGAGGGCAUGGCCCACAACACGACCCUCAUGUCCUACGCCGCCAAGUUCUCGGGCUGCCUCUACGGGCCCUUCCGGGACGCCGCCGGCUCGGCGCCCUCGUUCGGCGACCGCAAGUGCUACCAGCUCCCGCCCGGCGGCCGGGGCCUCGCGCGCCGGGCCAUCGUGCGGGAUAUGAACGAGGGGGCCGACAUCAUCAUGGUCAAGCCGGCCGGCCAGUACCUGGACAUCAUCAGCGAUGCCAAGGAGCUGGGCCGGGAUCUCCCCGUGGCGGCGUACCAGGUCAGCGGCGAGUUCGCCAUGAUCCAUGCGGGUGCCAAGGCCGGCGUUUUCGAUCUCCAAUCCAUGGCGUUCGAGUCGACCGAGAGCAUCCUCAGGGCGGGAGCGACGAUUGUGAUCUCUUACUUUACGCCUGAAUUUUUGGAUUGGCUUUCUACUUGAGCUCUGAGCUCUGAGCGACUGAGCCACGAGGACACGAGAAGGGAUUUUUAAGACGGAAAUUGCGUAUGUAGACAGGCGUUCUUGGGGGCCGGGAGUACACAGAGCUAAAGGUUUACGGGCAUAUUGAUUAUGAUAAUGCAUCUGGGGGCUGGGGUCCUUAGCUCGCCUUGUCUUCCUUCGGACUUCUAUGAGGUACAUGAUUGCCGUAAUGCGAUGCAUGGCUAAGGUAGUUCAGCGUAAGGCACCUUAUGUAGGCACUCGCGGACUCGUACCCGUAUAUUCGUACAUAAGGUAUUUAAGAACACAACCCCCACCC